Plasmodium vinckei vinckei is the source of this 4287-nucleotide messenger RNA. Its product is annotated as conserved Plasmodium protein, unknown function. The record is from RefSeq and is a predicted model, not a curated record. Bases 1 to 4287 code for a protein of 1428 amino acids. NCBI's taxonomy places the organism in Eukaryota, Apicomplexa, Aconoidasida, Haemosporida, Plasmodiidae. The transcript has a single exon. Gene Ontology annotation, molecular function: zinc ion binding.
AUGAAUGAAAAAAUUGUUAUUCAAGCACCCCUGUUUGUUGUGCCCAAUGAAAACAAAAGUAAUGUACUAAAAUAUGAAAAAGAUAACAACUUUAAUAAUAAUCGAAAUGAUGCGGCAAAUUUAGCUAACCAUAUAUACACAAGUUUACCCUAUAAAGCAAAUGAAAGAGAUAAUGAUGAUAUAAAUGAAGAAAUACCUUUAAAUUUAAAUGAAAAAGAAAACAUGAAUUGUUUUCUUAAUAAAAAAAGUGUUAGUUUUGCACUAAAAAAUAAUGAAAAAAAUGUGAUCCAAUCUUAUAGAAAAGGAGAAAUAAAUAAAAGUUAUAAUAUUAUGGAUAAUAUGUAUGAUGUUCAUUAUACAAAUAAAGGAACCCAAAAUUUAAAUGAUUAUCUUAAACAUGUUAAUGUUAAUAAUACAGCACCAUGUAUAGGAGAAUUUCGAACAUGUAUGAAUUGUUUUUUAAACAUUUCUACAUUAUUUUGUAAAACUUGUAAUAAUUUUUUAUGUGCUAUUUGUAACAUUAAGUUACACAAAAAUAGCCCCAAUCAUAUUGUUAAUGUAUGUAACAGUGGCUUAUAUGAAAAUAAUUAUAAAUAUAAUGAUAUCAUAUUAAAAGAAAAAGACAAAUGGCUAGUUGAAUUAGAAAAUAAUACACCAAUCAAAAUUAGGGAAAAAUGUAAAAUACAUACCACUGAGUAUAUAAAAUAUGCAUGUAAAACAUGCCAAUAUACACUCUUAUGCACAGAUUGUUUGCUAAGUGAUCCUAUACAUGCAAAAAUCAAAUCAGAGAACAGAGAAUUAGAUGAAUCAAUGGAGUCGAUAAAAAGCUUAGAUCAAAGUAUGAGCAAAAAUGAUAAUGAUAGCAUAGAAGAAAAAAGAAAAAACAUUCUUAAAAUUGAAAAUAAUUUAAUUCAAGAAAUAAAUAAUAACUAUCUUGAACAAUCUAAUUCAAAUGAUUCUAAAUCGAAUGUCAAUUUUUCCAAUAUGCAAACUGAUCAAAAUAUAAUGAGUUGUAAAUCAACCAAUAAUAAUGAAGUAUACAAAGAGAGUGGAAUUGUUCGAAUAAAUAAGUGUGAAUACGAAAAAGAUAAGAAAGAAGAAAAAAAUGAUCAACUUGAAAAUAGUAAUAAACAUGAAAUCGAAAGAUUAAAACCUGGGUAUAAAUUAGUUAGAGAGAAUCAUGAGAUAUAUACAUUAAUUGAUGCAAAAAAUGAAAUAAAAGAAGAGUUAAAUAAUAAAUUAGAAAUGUUGUCAAAAAAAUCUUUAGUAUUAAAAAAUACUAUACCGUCAUUAAAAAAUAUUUAUAAAUAUGGUAAAAUAACUUGCAAAAAUAAUAAAAGGUCUAUAAGAGCUGGUUUUACUAUUACAAAUAAUUGUCUUGAAAAAAAAAAAAAAGCUUUUCAUGAGCAUUUAAAAAAAUUACAAGAUAAAAGUACAAACUUUUUAAAAAAAUUAGAUGAAGAAAGAAAUAAAUAUCAAAAUUAUUUAGAAAAAAAAAAUAAUGAAAUACAACAUAUGGUUAAGUUAAGUAAUAGAAAUCCAGGAUUGUCUUUAGAUUAUUAUGUUGAUAAAUUAGAUUCAUUUAAAUGUUUAUUUUUUACAAAAGAUAAUUUAUUAGAUAUUGAAAAACCGUUAGAAAUUCCUCAUUCACAAUUAAAAUCAGAAAAUAUGUUUUCAUUAAUUGAAAAAAAUAAAUUAGAAAUAUUUAAUUCUAAAAAUCGAAUAGAUGGAAUAUCUCAAAAAAUACAAGCAGAGUUUCAACGUUUGUUUAAUAUAAAUACAGAAAUACCAGUAUAUCCAGCUCAAUUUAAAAACUUUUUACAAAAAAGAAUGUACAAUAAUCAAAAAAUAGAACCAUCAAAUGAUGAGUCAGAAAAUUUACCUAUUUCAACACCUACUAGACGACAAAAAUAUUUUAAAAUACUUCCCUUUACUUAUUUAUAUAUGAAUAUGGAUAUAACAUAUCAACAUAAUUUUAUGAGAAAAGACACAUUACAUCAAAAAUGGGAGUUAAAAACAGUUUCUAUUCGUUCAGUAUAUUUAUGUAUCCAUACCCAUGCAAAUAAUAUACAAAAUGAACAAGCCAUUGAUAUUAGACAGAUUAAAGAUAAGCAGAAAGAAAGUCAUAUUAACUCUAAUCUUGAAAAAGAAGAAGUAAGUGAAAGUAAUAUGAAUUCAAAUAUGUAUGGAAGUAAUAAGACAGUGAAUAGUAUGGCUAACGAUAUCGAGUCGAUUAUAUGUCUUACUAAUGUAAGAGUAAAAGAAUUUACAGAUCCAGAUAUAACUAAUAUAACAAUUUUAGAAAAACGGAAUAAUCCUUAUGGUAUAGAAAUAACAGAAUAUAAUGAUAAAAAUGAUUUGGUUGGUUAUUGGCUAUUAACUAAUGAAAAUAAAUCUGAAAUAAAAAAUUUAUUAGACAUAAUAAUUGAUAUUAAAAAUAAAAAUAAAGAUAAUACACCUAUCCCAUCUUUCCAUCCUAAAAUAAAUAUGAAUAAUUCAUUUUUUAAUUAUAAUCAAAAUAAUAUUAAUACUAUUUAUAAACAUUUUGCUUCAAGUAUUGAUGAGGAUUCCUAUUUACAUUUUUUUAAAAAUUCAAUAAAUUUAAAAUCAUAUGAAAAUAAUGAUUAUAUAAAAAAAGAGGAUAUUGAUCCUAUAGAGGGAAGUGAUAAUGCUAGUAUUGAAAUAGGCAAUAAUAUAAAUUUCCCUAGUUUAAAAUUUUUACAAACACCAGGAGAUAAUUCCAAAAAUUCAGAUUUACUUAGUCACCAUACAGAAGGGGAAAGUAAAAAAAGUGGAUCUGGUACUCGAUUAAAAAUGCAAAAAGAUGUAGAAAACAUAACAAAGGUUGAAAAAAUAAAUGAUUAUGAAAUUAAUGAUAUUUUUUCAAAUGAAGAAUAUCAAAAACAUGAAAAUUCGAAUGGGAUGAUUGGUGAAGAAAAUACAGAUGUCGAUUCUAAACUUAAAAAUAUAUAUGCACAAAUAUUAGAAAAUAAAGAAAAUAAAGGAACAAUUUUAAAAAAUUUAGCUGACAAUUUAGAUGUAUGGGGAAAUCGAAGUCCUGAUACUAGUAUAAAUAUUACAAAGAAAAAUAUAAUUAAUGAAGAAAAGCAUUAUCUCCCUUUAAGUAUAGAAUCAAAUUUUUUAAGCAACUAUUUAGAUGCAAAUCAUUGUAGUAAUGGCACUAUAAAUAGUUUAGCAAUUAAUUCACUCUUAUGUGAUAAUAUAGUUGGAAAAAAAAAUGUCAAAGUAAGCUCUACAAAAAUUAUGACUAAUGCUGAUAUAGUAAAAAGUUACACCACUCAAAAUGAAGAAGAUGUAAAUAAAUUUUUACAAAAAAUAAACAACACAUGUAGUGAUACAUCAAAGGAGAAAAUCGAUUUGGUUAGUAAAAAAAGUGAGGAGUCAAUCGAAAUAAAUAUACAUAAGGAUAGUCCACACGAAAUAAAUGAAAAAGAAGACAAAACUAAUGAUAUUAUCAAUACUAAAAACAAAAAUUGGAAUACUUCAUAUAAUAAUAACAACAUAAAUGGAAACGAACUUUUCAGUAAAGUUCCUAAAUUAUUUAAGGUUAAACAUUCUGAUAAUAAUACAAUAAAUGAUGGAGAUACUAAACCAAAUAAUGUACUGGCUAUCGAAAUGAAUAGAUUUUCUGACCAAACAAAUUGCGAAGAAAAGAAUGAAGACACUAAGGAGGUUCUACUUAAUGAGACAAUUCCAAACGAGCAAACUAAAAAUAAUAAAACAAACAAGAUGGAAAAUACAAUAAGAAAUGCCUCUAACCAUAAUGAAACAAAAUAUUAUUUACAUGAACAAGAUAAAAAAAGUAUUAACAAGCCUAAUAACAAAACUGUUUAUAUCGAUAAAAAAGUAAAUGAAGAUGCUUUGGGCAUUGAUAAAAAUGUAAACGGAGAAAAUGAUAAAAAUAUAAAUAAAUUACAAAAUAAUAAAAAUAUAAAUAAAUUGCCAAAUAAUACAAAAAUUAAAGAUAAACCAAUAUUACCUUCAUGUAUUAAAAAUAAUCUAACUGUUGCUAAAAAUAUAAAAGACGGAGAAAAAAAAAUAGAAAAUUUAUCUAAAAAAUUUAUAUCGUCAUUUGAUAAAAUUCAUAAAAUUCCUCCUCUUGUGAAAAAAAAAAAAAAUGCAAUUUCUGAAAAUCCUAAUAAGUUACAUAACAAUUUUAAAAACGUAAAAAAUAAAAUGAUAGACGAUGAAUUAAACAAUCAAGUUACAGAAACUUUUAUCAAUCGAGUUUUAAGUCAAAUAGGAAACAAAAAAGUUGGAGCCUAA